CUCCCUAAGCCGCACCUGAGUGUAUGCACAGUUCGAAUGGGGCAUUCGUACAGCACGUGAUUGUGAAGCAGGGACCGUACAUGCAGACACGGGAGAGCCAACAACGCCGGUCAGUGACUUUGCAGGCACAAUAUAUUCUGUGUCAAUACCCACUUGUUGGUUGUUGAUUGGGCUGUUGGAUUUAUGUUGACGGAACGUCCGAAGUUCCGAGUACUUGGUAGAUUGGCUGAUGAUUGCAUCUGAGCUGUUAUUCUACUACUAUGCAGGGGCGCAGGUUUUUUCAAGCAUCAAGGAGGCAUGAUUUUCAGACCGCUCCAAUCCAAGUGCAAGAAGAAGCAUAUUGAGCAGAACUAUGACUGCCAAUAAGAAGAGCAAAGCUGGUAGUUGUUCUAGUGCGUAUAGUCUCGGUGAAACCACCAUUGGGGGCCAGCCUGACCAGUCUCGACACCUCAACACAUUUGUCAAAGAUGUAACCCUCACCAGUGUUCAAGGUUACACCGCUUGUCAUAAGAUGUCGGGCCGCCCCCUGCAUUGAACGAUGAUUCGGCAUGCUAUGAUCAACCGGCGUUGGAGGAAACCAUGGAUGUCGUAUGCACUACGCCGCGGGCCCGAUUCCUAGGACUCGGAAAUUCCGAAGUUUCAAAACCGAAAGCUAACGACUGAGGACGGACUCUGACCCCUAGAUUGGGGUCUCGGGAAGCAAUCAUAGAUUGUGAGGCUUGAAGUUUAGUGGUGAAGAUUAUCAAUGUCGUGAACACCUGAAUGGGAUAGCAGAGCUGAAAAUAAGCCAAAUAUUGGGGGUUCUCCUGGGAUGAGCGCACUCCGAUUGGGUGGCAAUGUAUUGCAGCCCUAUUUGAUGGACAGCUGCCAGGGAGAAACCCUACACGCUUAAUGCUCCGCGAUCGUGGCUGUGAAGGCAACAGUCCCCUAUUUGUUCUGUGCUGAGAUUGAAAGCUUGUCCGGGUUCUCCUAGGUGACGCUUCGGUUUGAGGCGUAGGCUCAGGGUUUGCGCACAUGAUCUGAGCAGAAUGGUGGGGGUAUGGUGAAGAUUGUGGAGGAAUGAUGAAUGGUUGGUGGAAGUGAGACAUUGGUGUAUGUAUCGAGUCUGGGACAAUGACGAUCACCACCACACCGGACCAUACAGAGUCGCCUUC
Molecule: messenger RNA, 1154 nt
Organism: Periconia digitata
Lineage: Eukaryota; Fungi; Ascomycota; Dothideomycetes; Pleosporales; Periconiaceae
Source: the annotation of a GenBank genome assembly